AUGAUGCUAAGUAAUUAUACGUUUCUUACUGAUCAUUCGUAUUCAUUACAACCUGUGUCUGAUGAUAAUGAUGAUUUACCAUUAAAUCAACGUGAAGGAAAAAAUAAAAAAUAUCGUCGAUCUUCAAAUCGUAUGAAUGAAACAAUAUCAACUACAAAUCGUACGGUAUCAAUUGAUCGUAGUUCGAGUGAUAAAGAAAACAGUUCAUUAAUAUUAUCGAAUUCAAAUAAUACACCAAUUCAAGUACCAAGUACUUCAAUAAAUACAAAUACACGAUCAUAUAAGAAAACAUCAAAUAGAUCUCGUCGUAAUCGCUUAUCAACACGAACACUUAUAACUAAUUCACGUUCACAAUUAGGAAAAAAACAAGAUAAUAAAACUUCAUCAAAAACUACCAUCAAAUUGACACAAAAUAAUAUUGAUAAAAAGAAAAAACGAAUUGAUCAAGGUAAAACAAAAUCAUUAAAUAUAUCUCAAAUGGACUCUAUUGAUGUAACACCAUCAUUAUCGAUUGAAGAACGUGUAAAAUUACGUCGAACAAAACCACUUCAAUCAUCGACAAUUAUUGUUGAAAAAAUAGAACCUAAAAAAAUAAAUAAAUCUCGAAUUCAAACAAUAAAAACUUCAUUAAAAAAAUCUAAAAAAAUUCCAUCAACAAAAACUUCUUCUAUUAUUUCAACAAAUAAAAAUAAAAAAUUAUUUCUUGGUUCAGGUCUUGAUCUUGAUAAUAUUGUUCUUGGCAAUCGACAACGUCGUUGUAUACAAACAUAA
Rotaria sordida is the source of this 771-nucleotide messenger RNA. NCBI's taxonomy places the organism in Eukaryota, Metazoa, Rotifera, Eurotatoria, Philodinida, Philodinidae. The record is from the annotation of a GenBank genome assembly.